UGCCUAUACAAUGUGGAUCAGUUUGUGGGCAUUCCAUACGCCGAACCCCCGGUCGGCAAACAUAGGUUCGCAAAACCCGAACCCAUUUCUAAACCAUUCCCCAAUAUAAUUGAUGCGACAAAAGUUAAAAACUCGUGUAUGCAAAAUGCGAUGGCGUUUCCUAAUCCGGAUUCACCCCUCAGUGAGGACUGUCUGGUGCUUAACAUAUGGACAACGAAUACCACAGCAUUAAAGCCAGUGAUGUUUUGGAUAUACGGCGGUGGACUUGUUACGGGUUCAAUUUUUCAAGAGUUAUAUAAUGGGAGCGCUUUGGCCACCAAUGAUGUGGUGGUUGUGUCCGUCAACUAUAGGUUAGGACCGUUUGGUUUCCUAUACGGAGAUCGGGAGGACGCGCCCGGAAAUGUCGGCUUUUAUGACCAGUUAUUAGGCAUGAAAUGGGUUAGAGAAAACAUCCACUCAUUUGGCGGAGAUAGGGAUCGGAUUACCAUUUUUGGUGAGAGCUCCGGGAGUUGGUCGGUGUCCGCACACAUACUCUCCCCGUUAUCUAAGGGUAUGUUUCAGAGGGCUAUUAUGGAAAGCGGUGCCAAUAUGUUCAAUAAGGACAGGGAUGUAGUUAACAAAACUGAGGCCAUAUCUCAGGCCAAAGCAAUGGCCAAAGGAUUGAAAUGCAAUGAAACCGAGGAUUGGAUACAAUGUCUGCGAAGAGCGGACGCCAAAGAGUUGCUCAAAUAUGGAUCGCCUUACGCCUUAUACCCGGUGUUUGGGACAGAGUUUUUACCCAUUCGUCCACAUUAG
Messenger RNA from Medioppia subpectinata, 795 nucleotides. The record is from the annotation of a GenBank genome assembly. Lineage: Eukaryota; Metazoa; Arthropoda; Arachnida; Sarcoptiformes; Oppiidae.